AUGGCGACUUCGGACUACGAGGAUCCGGUUGCUCCGGCAACGCCUAACACAAAAGAGUGCAAACGUUUGAUUAUUCGUCGCAAUAGCAUUCUCGGCUCUGCGAAGCUCAUCGGAGCGUUUAACGAAAAGUAUAAUCCUGCUACUGAUUAUGCUCAAAUUAAAUUUCGUCUUGCAAAGCUUGAUACUCUCUGGACCGAAUUUAACGAGGUUCAAGCUGAAAUUGAAUUGGAGUAUGGGCUAACUGAAGAGCUUUCGGAUGGAAAAGCGACGUUUGAAGAUAUGUACUAUCGGUUGAAGGGAUCACUGGACAGCAAACUAACCUUGAAUAACACACCUUCCACAUCCGCUGGUCAUAUCCCACCCCCUGUUGCUCCACCUACCCAGGCACUUGGUGUCCGCCUUCCUGAGCUCAAAAUUCCUGAGUUCAAGGGAGAUUUUGACGAGUGGAUGAAUUUUCAUGAUUUGUUCAACACACUCAUCCACUCGAACCACCAACUUUUCGAGAUUCAAAAAUUCCAGUAUUUGAAGGCAGUACUGAAGGGAGAUGCGCUACGUCUCGUGCAGUCUCUGGCGGUGACAGCUACCAACUAUGAUAUUGCGUGGGACCUCUUAAAGAAAAGGUUCGACAACAAGAACUUUUUAAUCAAACAGCGUUUCUCCUCUCUACUGUCCAUGGCUCCAGUGAGAAAGGAAUCUUCGUCGGCACUUUCGGACUUCGCAGAUGUCUUCGAGAAGCACAUUGGUGUGCUUGACAAAUUGGAAGGACCGGAUGAUCAUUGGAAUUCAUUUCUGGUCGAGUUUCUCAGUAGCAAGCUUGAUUCCGCAUCACAAAAGGAAUGGGAAAAUCAAUUACCCGACAAUCAGCGACCAACAUACAAGGAUUUGGUUGCGUUCAUCCACAGGCGUUCCCGUGUUCUCCAAUCUUUGAUGCUCUCCCAAUCUUCGCAUACCACCAGCAAACCAGAACCACGAUCCCCUCGAGUUCAUGUGUCAUCUCACUCGGCUCUCACCACUGAGAGCUCCAAAGCUUGCAUUGCGUGCCACAAAGGUUCUCACUUUCUCUCGUCGUGUGACGAGUUUCUGAAGCUUUCACCGAAGCAGCGCUUCAAUGUGGCCAAAAAGUACGGGUUGUGCCUGCAUUGCCUGCGGUCCUCGCAUUUAAUCAAGGACUGUCCAUCUGGGAACUGUAGAACGUGCAACAAGCGCCAUCACCACGUUGGCUGUUCUGGUUGA
Molecule: messenger RNA, 1233 nt
Organism: Aedes albopictus (Asian tiger mosquito)
Lineage: Eukaryota; Metazoa; Arthropoda; Insecta; Diptera; Culicidae
Exons: 1
Coding region: 1-1233 (410 amino acids)
Source: RefSeq, a predicted model, not a curated record